Molecule: messenger RNA, 1027 nt
Organism: Solanum stenotomum
Lineage: Eukaryota; Viridiplantae; Streptophyta; Magnoliopsida; Solanales; Solanaceae
Exons: 3
Coding region: 1-924 (307 amino acids)
Source: RefSeq, a predicted model, not a curated record
AUGGCUGGAGUCACCUUUGGUGGCACAAAUCAUGAGUUUCCGGGUUUGUACGGUGGAGAAAGUGAAGGAAGAGUUGGUUUAGGUAGUUCUGGGAUUUCAGGCUUUGGCAUAGUUGGGACUUUUAGCUUUGGAAGCUCGGGAACUUUUGGCUUUGGUAGUAGUGGGAUUUCAGGCUUUGGCAUAGUUGGUACUUCUAGCUUUGGAAGUUCAGGGACUUUUAGCUUUGGUAGUUCUGGAAUUUCAGGCUUUGGCAUCUUUGGUACUUCUGGCUUUGGAAGUUCUGGUAGUUUUGGCUUUGGUAGUUCUGGGAUUUCUGGCUUUGGCAUUGUUGGGACUUUUAGCUUUGGAAGCUCUGGGACUUUUGGCUUUGGUAGUUCUGGGAUUUCAGUCUUGGGCACAGCUGGUGCUUCAGGCUUUGGCAUUGUUGGGACUUUUAGCUUUGGAAGCUCUGGGGCUUUUGGCUUUGGUAAUUCUGGGAUUUCAGGCUUUGGCAUAGUUGGUACUUUUGGCUUUGGAAGUUCUGGGACCUUUGGCUUUGGUAGUUCUGGGAUUUCUAGCUUUGGCACAUUCGGUAGCUCGGGCUUUGGUAAAGUUGGAACUUCAGGCUUUUUCAUAGCGGGAGGAACCUCAGUCUUUGGCACUGCUGGAAUUUCUGACUUUUUCAAGGGAGGAAACUCUAGUUUUGGCAUUGCGGGAAUCUCAGGCAUCUUUGGCUUUGGCAAAGUUGGUAACUGGGGCUUCGGGAAAGUUGGUAGCUCAGGCUUUGGAACAUUAGGGAUCUCAGGUUUUGGAAGCUCAGGCUUCGGCACAGUUGGGAUUUCAGGCUUUGGCAAGGCUGGGACUUUGGGGAGUUCUGGUUUAGGAAUCUCAGGGAGGGGGGUCUCUAGAAGGUGGCGUGCAGUCGCUUCAGUUAUGUUGCCAUAAAUGAAGAAUAAAUUGAGAAAUGCAAGUAGUAAAAGAGAGGAUAAGUGGUAAUGCUGAGCCAUUUUUCUGCAAAUCUUGGAAGGUUAAAGAAUAUGUGGGUGUG